This is a messenger RNA of Daldinia decipiens, 2193 nucleotides long. RefSeq names its product peptidase C1B, bleomycin hydrolase. Gene Ontology annotation, molecular function: cysteine-type aminopeptidase activity. Gene Ontology annotation, cellular component: cytoplasm. The coding region runs from base 252 to 1778 and encodes 508 amino acids. NCBI's taxonomy places the organism in Eukaryota, Fungi, Ascomycota, Sordariomycetes, Xylariales, Hypoxylaceae. Gene Ontology annotation, biological process: response to toxic substance; proteolysis; L-homocysteine catabolic process. The transcript has 2 exons. The record is from RefSeq and is a predicted model, not a curated record.
AAGGUCCUCUUGAUCCUUUUGUUGAGAUAACCUUAGGUAGCAAUCUAUACCUACAUGUAGGGCGCUAUUUCUAAUACAUUACCCUACAUAGGUACUUCAUAUUCUAACUGUACUAAUAGGUAUACAACCUACAUAUUAUAGGAUCGUGAAUAACAUAUCAAAAAUCUAUCUAAGCCCCCAAUCUACUAAGAAAAUAUUGAAGAUAGGACCUCCGAAUCGAGCUCGUACUCGCUUUAGUUAUCGCAACUACUAUGGGUGCGCAGCAGUCUAAGAGCUCGCCUGAGGUGAUGGCAGCCGUCGCACAUGAAAAAGCCAUAUUAGAACGCCUACAGGCGCUUAGCUCAGAGGACGGCUUUGUCCAUAUUGACAAGGAGAAGGGAGCACUCUUCAAUGGCGGCAUAUCUAGACAGCCGGAAAAGCUGGCUAUUGAACUGACGCAGAAUUGGCAGUCUAAGGUGCUUGCAGAUCCCAAGAACAGAUUAGCUCUCUCGGCCUUCAGCUCUGCGAACCCGCGAGAUGUUCUGGCUUCUCGAGCGACUAAGAUUACGGACCAGCAUGUGUUCAAUAUUCGUAUCCCGUUCGAGGGAGCUCCUAUCACAAACCAGCGAUCCUCGGGAAGAUGCUGGCUAUUUGCCAGUACUAAUAUAUUCCGGAUCGCUAUCAUGAAGAAGUACAACUUAGACUCCUUCGAGCUGUCACAGGCCUAUCUAUUUUUCUGGGACAAGCUUGAAAAGUCUAACUUCUUCCUUGAGAAUAUCAUCGAAACUGCUGACCAGCCACUGGAUGAGAGACUGGUUCAAAGACUGCUUGCUGACCCUAUCAGCGAUGGUGGUCAGUGGGAUAUGGUUUACAACCUAGUUGAAAAGUAUGGUCUUAUACCCCAGACUUUGUAUCCUGACAGCUGGAAUGCUAUGGCAAGCAGCACUAUCAACUCUAUCGUCAUCGCUAAGCUACGCGAGUAUGCUGUUAUCCUGCGCGAUUUGGUCAAAAGCUCGGCGACAACUGCCGCGAGUCUGUCGGCUAUCAAGGACAAGAUGCUACGAGAGGUUCACCUCAUCCUGACGUUGACCUUGGGACCACCACCUAGUACUUCCGAGGAGUUCGAAUGGAAUUUCCUAGAUAAGGAAGGGAGAGCGCGGUCGGUAGUUUCGACGCCGUACAGGUUUGCCAAGGACAUCUCGUCGCACGAGUUCCGCAUUACCAGCUCUAGUAUCUCUAGCAUGGUCUCCCUAGUUCACGACCCGCGCCACGAGCCUCUAAGCCUGAUGACCGUCGACCGUCUGGGCAAUAUCGUAGGCGGUAGGGGAAUCACGUACAUCAACGUUGAUAUCGAGACCUUGAAGCAGGCAUGCAUAUCCAUGCUACGAGCCGGACUGCCCGUCUUUUUCGGGUCCGACGUGGGCAAGUACAGCGAGCGGGGUAGCGGCAUUAUGGAUCUAGACCUUUUUGAUUACGAGCUUGGCUUUAAUGUCAACCUCUAUGGAAAGCUGGACAAAGCGGCUCGCCUCCGCGUCGGCGAGUCCGCCAUGACCCACGCCAUGGUGCUGACGGCGGUCCACGUCGACGGCGACGGCCGGCCCGUCCGCUGGAAGGUGCAGAAUAGCUGGGGCACGGACGUCGGGUCUAAGGGCUGGUUCGUGAUGAGCGACCGAUGGAUGGACGAGUUUGUAUACCAGGCUGUGGUUGACCCGAAGUUCCUCGCUAGAAAGGUUAGAGACGUGCUAACUAAGGAGCCGAUUGUACUGCCCCUAUGGGAUCCUAUGGGGAGCUUGGCUUAAAUGAAAUCUUAAGGAGGGCGAUUGGAAUUUAGCCUACGGUUAUGAUCACGGUAAUGAUAACAUGUAUGAGAAUUUUGGUCUACUAUCGGGAAUGUGUUCGGGCCGACCACUUAUAUCUCAUUUAUUGUUGGGAUAACUUGGCUAAUGGCUUUCGUGGGACUAUGCUUUACGGGAAUUUUAGCUUUAAUCAUGAACUUGCGAAUACUGCCUUGUAUGUCAAUGUCUACCCCUAACUGUAUAGCCGGCUUGCUUGAAGCGGCGAGUUCCGGUUAAUAGUGAUUUCCGCGCUCUCUACAUAUCUCGAAGGACAAACCCUACGUAGCCGAGAAUCGGUGAGUUUACUUAUUGCUACGAACCCGUGUGACUUGCGGCCUAGCAAAACCUCGUAAUGUAGCGAGCCUGCAUGUGGUUUAUA